AUGCCUCGUCCCGGGAGGAACACGUACAGCGACCAGAAGCCCCCGUAUUCUUACAUUUCUCUCACCGCCAUGGCGAUCCAGAGCUGCCCCGAGAAGAUGCUCCCUCUGAGUGAAAUCUAUAAGUUCAUUAUGGAUAGAUUCCCGUACUACCGGGAAAACACGCAGCGCUGGCAGAACUCACUGCGCCACAACUUGUCCUUCAACGACUGUUUCAUUAAAAUCCCGCGGCGGCCGGACCAGCCCGGUAAAGGCAGCUUCUGGGCGCUGCACCCGAGCUGCGGGGACAUGUUUGAGAACGGGAGUUUUCUGAGGCGUCGAAAGAGAUUCAAAGUGUUAGGCGCGCCCGAUCACUUGGCCCCGAGUAAACAACAAGACGCGGCGCACUACCUGCAACAACAAGCCAAACUGCGGCUGAGCGCGCUGGCGGCCACGGGCACGCACCUCCCGCAGAUGUCCACGUACAACUUAGGAGUGUCCCAGACGUCCACGUUCAAGCACCCGUUCGCCAUAGAGAACAUCAUCGCCAGAGAGUACAAGGUCCCGGGGAGUCUGGCCUUCUCCACGAUGCAGUCCAUGUCGGCCGGGUACCCGCUGCACAACCAGCUCACGAGCGCCUGGCCGCACGUGUACAACAGCAGCGUCAUGGACACCAUGGCGAGCAGCGACUACGGCGCGUACGGGAUGCCCAUUAAGAGCCUGUGCCACAGCGGGCAGUCCCUCCCCGCCAUCCCCGUCCCCAUUAAGCCCACGCCGACGAGCAUGGCGGGCUUCUCGGCUCUGCCUCCGCACCUGCCCGCUUUCCUGUCAAACUCUCCGCAGUCCCUCAGCCCCACGUCCCCGCAGACAGCCACGAGCCAAAGCAGCCCCGCUACGCCCAGCGAGACCCUCACGAGUCCGGCCACACUGCAGUCUGUGGCGGUGCACUGA
This is a messenger RNA of Boleophthalmus pectinirostris (great blue-spotted mudskipper), 927 nucleotides long. RefSeq names its product forkhead box B1a (gene foxb1a). The record is from RefSeq and is a predicted model, not a curated record. Bases 1 to 927 code for a protein of 308 amino acids. Gene Ontology annotation, molecular function: DNA-binding transcription factor activity, RNA polymerase II-specific; RNA polymerase II cis-regulatory region sequence-specific DNA binding. NCBI's taxonomy places the organism in Eukaryota, Metazoa, Chordata, Actinopteri, Gobiiformes, Gobiidae. Gene Ontology annotation, biological process: regulation of transcription by RNA polymerase II; cell differentiation; anatomical structure morphogenesis. The transcript has a single exon.